This is a messenger RNA of Fusarium oxysporum Fo47, 1548 nucleotides long. Its product is annotated as glutamine synthetase family protein. The transcript has 4 exons. NCBI's taxonomy places the organism in Eukaryota, Fungi, Ascomycota, Sordariomycetes, Hypocreales, Nectriaceae. The record is from RefSeq and is a predicted model, not a curated record. The coding region runs from base 1 to 1548 and encodes 515 amino acids. Gene Ontology annotation, molecular function: glutamine synthetase activity.
AUGGCCAACUACGGCGACAAAACACACGAUGCUAUAGCGAAUAAUGCAGUCAAUGGUGAAAUUGCAGAAUCACCCAUCGACAGGAUUGCAAAGCUGUUAACUGGCGACAAGAAGGUCAAAGUGGCCGGUAUCGACUGCGAUGGCAUCCUCCGCGGCAAGAUUAUCCACAAGACCAAGUUCUUGUCCAGCCUCGAGUCUGGGUUCGGUAUGAGCUCGGCCAUUUUUGGCUGGGACAUGCACGAUGUUCUCUACACUGAAGAGACAGGCCUGACAAGCGCCGACAGCGGCUAUCAAGACUUCACGGCUGUGAUCGACCUGAAUUCUUUCAGGCGGCUGCCGUUUGAGGAUAACAUAGCCUUCUUUCUCCUCCACUUCUACAUCCAAGACAAGCCAGUCUUUGCCGAUGGCCGCGGUCUGGUAAAGGCCUUGACAAACAACUUGGCUGACUCUGGUUACAAAGGACUGGCUGGUGUGGAGCUAGAAUUCCUGAACUUUCAGACACCGUCACAAGAUGGCUACAGCAACUCGGCCGACCGAUCAAACCUCGCGGCGUUCCUCGCCAAUAACGCUCCCAAAGCCCUUCGUCCUGUGACAGCUGGUGCGUUUGGCUACAGCGCGACAAGGCCUAUCAUGGCGAAGCAAUACUUCCACGACAUCUUCGACCAGAGCCUAGAGAUCGAAUGUCCCAUCGAGGGCUGGCACACCGAGAGCGGGCCAUGCGUCUACGAAGCAGCCCUAGCUGUUUCGCAGUUGUCACACAUGGCUGACAACGUCGCCCUAUUUAAGUCCGUCUUCUCCGCCAACGCUGUAAAGUCCACUGGACUGACAUAUCUGAGCAGGCUAGUUUGCAAAUCGGUCGGCGUCCAACACAAUAUCACACCGUGCUUUAUGGCGAAACCUAUUCAGGGCUUACCUGGAAACUCUGGUCAUAUACACGUGUCUCUGACAACAAAGGAGGGCCAAAAUGUCUUUGUUCGAGAGACACCCGAUGUCGACCCACGAUGGCCCGACAUGGCCAACCUCUCCGACACAGGCCGCCAUUUCCUGGCUGGCAUCAUCAGUGCCCUGCCUGAUAUCAUGCCCCUUCUCGCACCGAAUGUCAACUCUUACAAGCGCUUGGUUGAGAACUACUGGGCACCUGUAUCUGUGAGCUGGGGCUUUGAGGAUCGUCUCGCGUCUAUCCGCCUGGUAGCGCCACCUAGCUGCAAGCCCUCUGCAACACGCUUUGAGAUCCGCGUUCCCGGUGCAGACAUCCACCCCCACUAUGCUCUCAGCGCCAUCUUCUACGCGGGGCUGCGUGGCAUCAAGAACAAGAUGCAGAUCACUAUCCCACCAGAGUCGGCGCGGCCUAAAGAAACUCCUGCCGAGCGGCUUCCCAACACCCUUGAGGCGGCUCUCGGCCGUUUCAGUGCAAAGGACUCGGUGGCUCGACAGAUCUUGGGCGACGAGUUUGUUGACUUUUUCACAGUUUCGCGACGCCAUGAGUUGAGGCAGUGGAGAGAAGCUGUCACGGAUUGGGAAUUUUCUCGCUACAUUGAGACUGUGUAG